UGCUACUCUCAGGUCCGAGCCACAAAUCUGCAGGAGUUGGUCUACAAGAAUGGCCAAGCAGGUGUUACCAAGGCCACUGUCACAAUUACUUUUGACAACUCAGACAAGAAACAGAGUCCAAUUGGAUACGAGCAUUACGAUGAGGUCACCAUCACUCGACAGGUUGUUAUUGGAGGACGGAACAAGUAUUUGAUCAACGGGACAACUGUACAGAACAACCGCGUGCAGGACUUCUUCAGAUCCGUGCAGCUGAAUGUGAACAACCCCCACUUCCUUAUCAUGCAAGGACGCAUCACUAAAGUGCUCAACAUGAAGCCUCCUGAGAUCCUGGCAAUGAUUGAGGAAGCUGCUGGCACGAGGAUGUACGAGGCCAAGAAGCAGCAGGCACAGAAGACGAUUGAAAAGAAAGAUGCUAAGCUUAAAGAGAUAAAUGAUAUCCUAUCAGAAGAGAUCACCCCAACACUGAGCAAACUCAAAGAAGAGCGCUCACAAUAUCUCGAGUACCAGAAGGUGCAACGGGAACUUGAGCAUCUCACUAAACUCUAUGUUGCUUUCAAGUUCGUCCAAGCUGAGAAGCUCCGAACAACAGCACAGACUCAGCACGAUGAAGGCAAAACAGAUCUUGCCAAGCUUCAGCAAAGUAUUGCUGAUGGCUCACGUCAAGUCUCUGAGCUGCAGGAUCAAAUUGCUCAACUUCAACAAAUAAGAGACUCGGAGACGGGUGGGCAGCUGCAGGAGCUGGAGAAGGAACUCAAGGAGAAAGAAAAAGCUGAGGUGCGAGUUGCUGCUGCUCUGAAAAGCCUCAGAGAGACAAUCAAGGCAGAAGAGAAGAAGUGCAAGCAACUGCAAAAGUUCUUAGCUGAGGAUGAAAAGGCUUUGGAGCAGAAGCGUGCAGAAGGCAACAAAGUGCAAGGCACAUAUGAUGCAAUGCGUGCUGCUGCUACAGUAAACACUGAGGCCGUGGCUGCGGCAGAGGCACGCCUGCAGGCCAUCAGCACGGGCAUGUACGCUUCACAGGCCGGUGGUGAAGAUGCUACACUUCAGGACCAGAUUAUCAAAGCAAAAGCGGCCAUCACUGCGGCCAAGACUGAGACGAAGCAAGCAGAGAUGCGUCUGAAGCACAGUCGGGAGGAGCUCAAGCGCAAGAAAGUGGAAAUGAAUCAGACUGAGGCAGCCUACAAGCAAGACAAGGGUCUACUGGAUAGAAUGGAAAAAGAAGUCAAAAACUUGGAAGGGCGGCGACGUGCCCUCAAUAACGACGUCCGCAACCUGCAGGAGAAGGUGGAUGCUCUGCUUUCCAGAUACCCUGAGCUGAACUUCAAGUAUCAGGACCCUGAACGAAACUUCGAUCGCUCCCAAGUGAAGGGCCUCGUGUGCAAACUCAUGAAGCUUAAAGACCCGAGCGCUGCCACGGCGCUCCAGGUCACUGCCGGAGGCAAGCUGUACAAUGUGAUUGUGUCUACGGAGGUGGUUGGUAAGCAGCUCUUGCAGCGAGGUCAGCUGCAGUCACGCGUCACAUUCAUUCCUCUGAAUAAAAUCACAGCGCGACCUAUCGAUCAACGCACCGCCGCCCGCGCCCAACAAAUUGGCGGCAAGGACGGCGUGCAGACUGCCCUGUCUCUGGUGGACUAUAACCCAGAGCUGCAGGCCGCCAUGGAGUUCGUCUUGGGCGCAACGUUCGUGUGCCGUGACAUGGACGUCGCCAAGCGCGUCGCCUUCGACGAGCGCAUCUUGAGGAAGUGCGUCACCCUCGAGGGGGACGUCGUGGAUCCUGCGGGCACUCUGUCUGGAGAUGAGUGCAUUGCUAUCGUGGAGCGAUGCAAGCAGCAAGAGCAAGAAGGAGAGCAUCAGGUGCAGGAGUUGCUGGGCCAGAUCAAGAACGCCAAGGCAUUGAAGGAGCAGCAGCUCAAGGAGGCCACCAAGCAUCUUGAAGCCUGCAAGAAGAAGGAGCUAGAAACGCGGCAACAGUGGGACACUAUGAAGCAGGAAGAAGAAAGUUUAAAAUUGGAGGUGCGUGAGCUGGAGGAGAGCAUCAGCGCUCAACAGCAGCAACUGCAGGCGUCAGCUGAUGUGCUGAAGCAAUAUGCUGAGCAGCUCACUGAGAACGAGGCGCAACACAAGCUUUCUAAGGAUGAAGUAGAAUCAGCCUUGGCCGCCGUAAAGGAACAGAAGCAGAUGCUGGCGGCUCAGAAUAAAGAAAUAAAUGCUAAGUUGGCCCAAAAAGAUGCAAUUCUGAAGGCAGGCAACGAAGCAGAGCUCGAGGUGAAGCAGCUCGAGCACAAGCUCUCCAAGCUGAAGACAGACGCCAAGGAAGCCGAAAACAAGGUGGCCAGCAUGCUCACCAGUCACGAGUGGAUUGCAGAAGAUCGGAAGUUCUUUGGUCAGCCUAAUACUGCCUACGAUUUUGAAACGAACGACCCAAAUGAAGCUGGUCGCAAGAUCUCGAAACUUGAGGAGACCAAAACUAAGCUCUCCAAGAACGUCAACAUGAGGGCCAUGAACAUGUUGGGCAAAGCUGAGGAUCAGUACAACGACCUGAUGAGGAAGAAGCAAAUUGUUGAGAACGAUAAAGCCAAAAUUGAGACAGUCAUCCGUGAGCUGGACGAGAAGAAAAAAGAGGCUUUAAGGCAGGCCUGGGAACAGGUGAACAAAGACUUUGGAUCUAUUUUCUGCAUGCUGCUGCCCGGCACACAAGCCAAACUGCUGCCUCCAGAGGGGAUGGAUGUGCUUGACGGGCUGGAGGUGAAGGUGGCAUUUGGAGACGUGUGGAAGGAAAGCCUGACUGAGCUGUCUGGAGGCCAGCGCUCUCUUGUGGCGCUGUCCCUCAUCCUGGCGCUGCUGCUCUUCAAACCUGCCCCCAUAUACAUCCUGGACGAGGUCGACGCUGCGCUGGACCUCUCGCAUACCCAGAACAUCGGCCACAUGUUGCGCACGCACUUCAAACAUUCCCAGUUCAUCGUUGUGUCGCUCAAAGACGGCAUGUUCAACAACGCCAACGUGCUCUUCAAGACUAAGUUCGUUGACGGCUCUUCGACAGUGACGCGUCACACGCAGCAACCUAGCAACAUGACACGCCGAAAAUAACUCAUUUCAUUGUUUUGUGGCCUGUACAUAACAAAUUUGCACUAAUAAAACGAAAUUUUGUACAAAUGGAAAUGCAUCUCAUGACGCGCUUAUGUGUUCAUCCUUACCAGGCUUGACUCGGCAUUAAGGCGUUAAAUGCUACAAUGAAAAUCGUGUUUCUAUUCUACGAUAUGAACAAAUAAUUUCUCUGAGUAUGUGCUUGUAUAGAAAUCUCAACUUGCUUCAGUACACAUCGACGCACACAAGAUGGUACAGAUGAUACCUGCUCCUUUAAGAUCUAUUUUUCAUCAUUGAUUAAUGCUUGCAUUCCAACGACUUUACAUGAAUAUAUUACUCAUUUUCAGUUAUUUACGCGAAGUGUGAGUACGGAAGAAUAGUUUUGUUUAAGAAAUUUAUGAUUUUAUAAAUGUUCUUCUGACGCAAAUUAAGUGUUGUGUUGUUGGAAGUCAUUUAAUUAGGAACGGUUAUGAUUGAUUUAUCGCCCGUAAUUUGUAUGUGCAAGUUAGUUGGAACUAAGCUAUGCAGUUAAGUGAUAACAUUUCAUGUUUCGAUAAGUGUAGUAAAUAUACCGUACUUGAAUUGA
Messenger RNA from Hyalella azteca, 3667 nucleotides. RefSeq names its product structural maintenance of chromosomes protein 2 (gene SMC2). The transcript has 20 exons. Gene Ontology annotation, biological process: chromosome organization. The record is from RefSeq and is a predicted model, not a curated record. NCBI's taxonomy places the organism in Eukaryota, Metazoa, Arthropoda, Malacostraca, Amphipoda, Hyalellidae. The annotation marks the transcript as partial. Gene Ontology annotation, molecular function: ATP binding; protein binding; ATP hydrolysis activity. Gene Ontology annotation, cellular component: chromosome.